UAGACAAGUAGCCGACAGCUUCAGUUUUACUGCAUUUCACCAAGAGUUAGGAAGUAUUUUUUCUUAAUAAAAUGUACAAUAAAUUGUUUUUAUUAUUGUGUGUGCUGUUCGCAAUACAGUUUACAGCAUUUGCACACCCAUUGGAAAAUGACAAGGAUGCACAAGAAGUAGCCGAUAUUAAGCCGCCAAAAGAGCAAAGCAUAAUACCGGAUACACCUGGUGUGCAGGAGUUCAAAAAAGACAUAGUGAGUCACGUAAUAGCAAGCCUUGGGAACGAGGAAGGAGACGAAACUGGUGUCCAAAGUGCGCAAUUGUCUUCAGCAGAGGUAGAUUUGCCCUGCUUGCCAAAUGAUGCUGUUAGAAUACAUGUGCUUAGAAGCAAUUUCCCGUUGCCAGAGCGCCUUUUCCAUGCACCAAAGAGAUGUUCGGAGGAAGAGAAUAAAUGAAGCUUACAUGAAAUUAAAUAUAAAUCACUCUUUAAGAAUUUAUAUUUCUGUAUUUUUGUUAUAUAUUGUGACUUUAGUAUUUUGUAUUAUUAGCAAGGUCUUUUACAACUACUAAGAAAUAAAAUAAACAAACAAUUUGGUAGACGAAACAGAA
This is a messenger RNA of Bactrocera neohumeralis, 600 nucleotides long. RefSeq lists its product as uncharacterized. NCBI's taxonomy places the organism in Eukaryota, Metazoa, Arthropoda, Insecta, Diptera, Tephritidae. The record is from RefSeq and is a predicted model, not a curated record. The transcript is spliced from 2 exons. Bases 72 to 446 code for a protein of 124 amino acids.